AUGCGUCUCCGCGAUGACCCCGUGUCCUCCGCAAACCCGCCCUCGUCCCAGCCCUCCCAGCAGCAGUCCGCGGCUCAGUCGUCCUCCGCCCCCACUGCUACACGAAACACCCGCAAACGAAAAACACCUCCCACUCCUGCCAAUCCUCCCCCACCUCAGCAGCAGCAUCCUCCCCCACCGCCUCCCGGAAUGCAUCUAGGACAGAUCCUCCCUCCUCCCCAUGCUCUCAUGCCGCCACCCGGAAUGGGCCACCCUCCACAUCCACCCAUCUACCAGUAUGCCCCCCCUGAGUACUCCCAGCAACACCCACACCCUCCUCAGGGCGAACAAUCACAGCAGUCCAUCAACGGCCCAUCACCUGAUCAGUCCGGUGAACAGUCUCCAAAAGCCGGUCCAGGGGGUCGCCAGCUCAGUCAGAGCAAGCGGGCGGAACAGAAUAGAAAGGCACAGAGAGCCUUCAGAGAAAGAAGGGAUCAGCAUGUCAAAGCACUGGAAUCCCGUUCGCAACUACUCGAUGCUGCUCUUGCAUCGGCCGAUGAAGCAAAUCGGAGAUGGGAGGAGUGCCGCACGCUUGUUGACCAAUUGCGCAUCGAGAAUGCUGCACUGCGGGCCGCCUUAAGUCAGGCGCAGGCCCAAUUAGGCCAACUCGGUCAAGGCCCGAUCCUUCCCACACCCCCAACCCCGACGGCUCAACAGCACCCACAACAACCACAGCAGCAGCAGCAGCAGCAUCAGCCACAGGAGAGCUCGCCAAAAGACGAAAAGAAGGAAACUCCUGUAAUUAAGAGCGACGGGUAG
Messenger RNA from Pisolithus orientalis, 798 nucleotides. RefSeq lists its product as uncharacterized. The coding region runs from base 1 to 798 and encodes 265 amino acids. Gene Ontology annotation, molecular function: transcription cis-regulatory region binding; DNA-binding transcription activator activity, RNA polymerase II-specific. The transcript has 2 exons. The record is from RefSeq and is a predicted model, not a curated record. Lineage: Eukaryota; Fungi; Basidiomycota; Agaricomycetes; Boletales; Pisolithaceae. Gene Ontology annotation, cellular component: RNA polymerase II transcription regulator complex.